Molecule: messenger RNA, 8639 nt
Organism: Cuculus canorus (common cuckoo)
Lineage: Eukaryota; Metazoa; Chordata; Aves; Cuculiformes; Cuculidae
Gene: LARGE1
Product: LARGE xylosyl- and glucuronyltransferase 1
Exons: 15
Coding region: 216-2486 (756 amino acids)
Biological process (GO): protein O-linked glycosylation via mannose
Molecular function (GO): glucuronosyltransferase activity; xylosyltransferase activity
Source: RefSeq, a predicted model, not a curated record
CCAGCGCUCGGCAGCUCCCUGUCCCGCCGAGAAGCGGAGCCGCCGCGGGGACGGAGCGGGAGCCGCUCGCCCGGAGCGACGGGGCGAAGGAAGGACCGCUCGGCUGCGGGGGGAAAGCGCCCGUCCCGGAGAAGGGAGUAAUAUGUGGGAGGCUGUGGACUAUUUGCUUCCAACAUAGGAACAGCACUGGGUUGGGAAUCUGCACUCCUGAGAGAAUGCUGGGAAUCUGCAGAGGGCGACGGAAAUUCCUGGCUGCUUCUCUGACCGUCCUUUUUGUCCCAGCCAUCACAUGGAUUUAUCUGUUUGCUGGGAGUUUUGAAGAUGGGAAGCCAGUGUCACUGUCUCCACUUGAAUCCCAGCCCCACAGUCCUCGGUACACAGCGUCGAGCCAGCGGGAGCGUGAGAGCUUGGAAGUUCGCAUGCGAGAGGUGGAGGAGGAGAACCGUGUGCUUCGCAAGCAGCUCAGCCUGGCACAGAGUCGCAGCCCCUCGCACCACCGUGGCAAUCACUCCAAAACCUACUCCAUGGAAGAGGGGACAGGUGACAGUGAGAGCCUGCGUGCUGGCAUUGUGGCGGGGAACAGCUCUGAGUGUGGGCAGCAGCCAGCAGUGGAAAAAUGUGAGACCAUCCAUGUUGCCAUUGUUUGUGCAGGGUACAAUGCCAGUCGGGAUGUUGUCACACUUGUCAAGUCUGUCUUAUUUCACAGGCGAAACCCGCUCCACUUCCACCUCAUCGCAGAUGCCAUUGCCAAACAGAUCCUGGCAACUCUAUUCCAGACGUGGAUGGUCCCUGCUGUGCGCAUAGACUUCUACGAUGCAGAUGAGCUUAAGUCGGAAGUGUCUUGGAUCCCCAACAAACACUACUCUGGGAUUUACGGGCUGAUGAAGUUGGUUCUGACUAAGACUCUACCUUCCAAUCUUGAGCGAGUCAUUGUCCUCGACACAGACAUAACUUUUGCCACUGACAUUGCUGAGCUAUGGGCCGUCUUUCACAAGUUCAAAGGGCAGCAGGUUCUUGGCUUGGUUGAGAAUCAGAGUGAUUGGUAUUUGGGCAACCUUUGGAAGAAUCAUCGACCCUGGCCAGCGCUUGGGAGGGGCUACAAUACAGGGGUUAUCUUGCUACUUCUUGAUAAGUUACGGAAGAUGAAAUGGGAACAGAUGUGGAGACUCACGGCAGAGCGGGAGUUAAUGAGCAUGCUAUCCACUUCACUGGCUGACCAGGAUAUCUUCAAUGCGGUCAUCAAACAAAAUCCUUUCCUUGUCUACCAGCUCCCAUGUUUCUGGAAUGUGCAGCUGUCUGAUCACACCCGUUCUGAGCAGUGCUACAGAGAUGUGUCUGACCUGAAGGUGAUUCACUGGAACUCACCAAAGAAGCUGCGAGUGAAAAACAAGCACGUGGAGUUUUUCCGCAACCUCUACCUGACAUUCCUGGAAUAUGAUGGGAAUUUGCUAAGACGGGAACUCUUUGGCUGCCCCAGUGAGGCAGACGUUAACAGUGAAAAUCUCCAGAAACAGCUGUCUGAGCUGGAUGAGGAUGAUUUAUGCUAUGAAUUUCGUCGAGAACGUUUCACCGUCCAUCGCACUCAUUUGUAUUUUCUACAUUAUGAAUAUGAGCCUGCUUCAGACAAUACUGAUGUAACUCUGGUGGCUCAACUUUCAAUGGACAGGCUCCAGAUGCUUGAAGCUAUCUGCAAACACUGGGAAGGUCCAAUCAGCCUGGCACUCUAUCUUUCUGAUGCAGAAGCCCAGCAAUUUCUGCGCUAUGCCCAAGGCUCAGAAGUACUUAUGAGCCGCCACAAUGUUGGCUACCAUAUCGUGUACAAGGAGGGGCAGUUCUACCCUGUGAAUCUGCUAAGGAAUGUGGCCAUGAAGCAUAUCAGCACACCAUACAUGUUUCUGUCCGACAUUGACUUCUUGCCUAUGUAUGGACUCUACGAGUACCUCAGGAAGUCUGUCAUCCAACUAGACCUGGCUAACAGCAAGAAAGCUCUCAUUGUACCUGCUUUUGAGACCCUACGCUACCGCCUUUCGUUCCCCAAGUCAAAAGCAGAGCUGCUAUCUAUGUUGGACAUGGGAACCCUCUUCACAUUCAGGUAUCACGUCUGGACAAAAGGGCAUGCGCCAACAAACUUUGCCAAGUGGCGAACAGCCACCACCCCCUACCGCGUUGAGUGGGAAGCAGACUUUGAGCCAUACGUUGUUGUGAGGAAGGACUGCCCGGAAUAUGACAGGCGGUUUGUUGGAUUUGGCUGGAACAAAGUAGCUCACAUCAUGGAACUGGAUGCACAGGAGUAUGAGUUCACAGUGCUGCCCAACGCCUACAUGAUCCACAUGCCACACGCCCCCAGCUUUGACAUCACCAAGUUCCGCUCCAACAAGCAAUACCGCAUCUGUCUCAAGACCCUGAAGGAGGAGUUCCAGCAGGAUAUGUCGCGCCACUAUGGCUUUGCAGCCCUUAAAUAUCUCACGGCAGGGAACAACAGCUAGCACAACGGAGCCUGUGUGCAGGAAAUACGGACACCACUUAACAUUUGGCGCCCAGUCUUCAAACUUCAAACUGAGAAAUACUUUCUGUUUUUAUACCAUCCAUACCCAGCAGUUCUAACAGUAGAAAUUUGAAGUGACAUGUCUUUGGACUAUGCUCAUUCAUCCCUUCCCCAACUACCCCAGGCCUUUCAGCUUUAACAUUCCUGAGCUGUCAACAAGAGGGGCCAGCCACGCACCCACCGUGCCACCGGAGGUGGGGACUGGGCAGGGGCUGGGAAUGCACGCUGCUCUCCUAACUGCAGAGCAAAGACAGAUCUUCAGAAUAUAGGAUUUCAUGUUGCUAUUUAAUAAUUUGACAUGCUUUUUAUCUGUAAAGGAAGAUCUUCGGAUCGCUGUCCUGUGAAUUUCAAAUCUGCACUAAUCUAAAAGGGAACUUUCACCUGUGAACUUUCACAGGGCCCCUCUUAACAUGGUUGACCUUGUUAAUGCAGGAUGAGCCAAAGGUCUGAAUUAGCCUUGAAGAUGAAGUGGACUCUUAUACUAUACUGCACUCCAGAAAAGAUGUGUUACUGGUUUAGGUGUAUACAUGAUAUCAAUGGGUCUUUUUUUUCUCAGACUGGUUGUUUUAUCAGGAAAGUCCCCUAUACCCCACCCUGCCUUUUCCCCAGUCAUAAACGCUGCUCCUUUCCUUGCCAAGGAAAUGUCUCCCUUGUGUUUCCUCCCCAACUUCAGUUCUGGUGGUCCAGUAAAGAUCAGCAGCUCUGCCAGAAAGUGAAAAAUACUUGUCAGUGUAUAUCUGUUUUCACCGGAGCAACUUGUUCAUGUGUGUCUUGUAGAAUAAAGGGCCUGGCUGUAACUUUUUAUCUUUUUUAGGCUAGAAUUGGAUUUUGCCUUUAAGGCAUGUUGUGCAGGGGGAUAUUGAUUUGUAGGCUUAUUUCAGUGCAUGCCCAUCCAUGAAGGCAUUGAGCCUUGGGCUUUAAGUGGACUUCUUUGCUGAACAGGGAUUAUAGACAUGGCAAUUACUAGCCUUGGUGCUCUCCUGCUGCCUGCUGCAAGGUCUCAGAACUACUUCGUUAAAGGAGUUUAUAAUUAAAAGGAGCAGAACUGUUAGGAAUAAACUCCCCAUUCAGGGGGGAGAAAAGAAUGUGUUGGGAAUCUGAGUGUGAGUGUUUGCUUGAACAUGGGCUGGUCAAGUUCACAACCUUGAUACACACAGAAGUAUGCUGGAGGGCAGACAGGAAACCUAACAAUCGAAAUGCAGAAAACAAGACACUGGACUUCUUACCAUGUUCUUUAUUCUUCAGUAUUAAUGUUGUGUUUACAUGGGAUGAAGAGAUGAGAUUUAAUGCACUACCCCUUGCAGGGCUAUUUGUAAUUUAUGUUGCAAUGUUAAUAGAGAAAGCAGAAACAACUCAGUGAGAAAAGCAUCUAUCUGCCUACCCCAGAUUCCCAUACAACCACACGUACCAAUACCACUGCCUGAGUUUGGAAAUGUAUCCACAUUGCAUUAUGACCACUUUUUCCCCUUUUUUUCAGCCACUGGAUCUUCUCUUUCUCUCUUCACCUCAUCCCUCUAGAGCUUGCUUUUAUUUCUAACUUGACAUUUUGUGAGAGCUUUCUGUUACAGUGGAAACCACGCAGUUAAACCAGACAUUUAAACUACAAAUAUCAGUUCAUCAUGCUGUGUAUAUAUAAGAAAAGCCAAAAAAGGCAACAUCUUUGACAAGAAAUAAAACGGGGCAGGAGGCUAUGUGUAAUUUUACUUUUCCCCCAGGAGUGUUGGCUGUACAGGAAUAAAUCACUGCAUAAUUUUCCAAAGUGCUUUUCUUCUUUUGUUAAUGACUUUUAAGUAAAGAUUUACGUAAAAAUCUGAGAAGAGCUGGAAAGAAGUGAAAUGAAUGAUUAGUCCUAGCUAAGAGAUAUUUUUAAAAAAUAAAACAAAAUCUUAACUCCCCAAGUCGCAUAUUACUCACCAUUAAGGGCCCAGGUCACCGUGCCUAUUCAGAAUGAGAAGAACCCUGCAGCAGAGCAUCCUGUCGAUUAGCCAGUGUGCAGAAGCUAUCAAAACCUGAUCCCAAGAGUGGCUAACAUGGGUUAUACCUACAUAAAAUCUCCAGUCAGAUCGUCAGUGUUGCCAUUAUUAUGUUUCAUGUAUGUUAAAAACUUCCAGAUGUGCAUUCCUUCUUGGCUUAACAAUGUUGCCCAAGGAAGCACUGUAUUGCCCUGCAGCAGCAUAGCCUGUAACCUGGACCUGUGCAUUAAUUGGACGUGCCAUUGUCAACGUGGACAUAAUUCUCUCAUCUGUGGUCAUGAAAUGCAGAUGGGAGAGCGGGCAGGUAAUCACUUGCUACUUGCCUGUCUGUCAUGGAAACUCCUAGGUAGGCUUAGGUGUGCUGGUUGGUGUAAUCAGCCCAAGGACUGGUAUUAGCUUCAAAGAGCCCCUUUUUUACCCUCAUAAACACUGUACUUACUGGUAUCUGUCACGUUAUGUUUGUCUGCUUCAUAAUUUGGUCUUGGGAUUUUUUUAACACAUUUCAGCCAAUAUACAUGGUAAGAGUCUGUAACUGCCAGGGCUCCUCCAACACUGCGAGAAAAACACCACAGACAACAAUAAAAAAUCUCCAACUCAGUUAUAAUUCUGACUGUCUUCCAGUUCUCUUUGUAGUAGGUAUUUCCUAGAAACUUUGUUACUUAAUUCUCAGUUUUCUCCUGAAGUCUUCAAGAAAUAUCAGAUAAUGCUGGUGACUUAAUGCCUUUGAUUUACUGGUUUGUUCCAUCAACUUCUCUUUUGAGUCUUCAGUCUAAGACCACUCCUUAUCUUUGAUAUUUGGAAAGUGUGAGUCUUUCAUUUAGAUAUCACUCCAGCACCCUCCCUGGUGAGGACUGAUGCAAAUAAAUCAUUUAGAUUCUUGGCAAUGUCCUUAUUGUCUUUAAUUUUUUUUUCUACUUAUUGUUUUGGGUGGCCUACUGGUUAUCUCCAGUUUUUUGCUUUCGGUGUACUGAACAAAUGUGUAUUUUCAGGUUUAAGUUCCUUCUAUUAAUUCUUCAAAUUCCCUCUUAGCUUGCCAAACUCCAUCUCAACUAUUACAACCCUUGCUUUUGGCUUUACCAAGUUUUGAAUUCUGUUCUCUGAAGAUUUCCUAUUUGGCCAGGACAACUUCUAAAAUUUCCAGUUCAGUCAUUACCUUGUCCUUGUCUUCUAUUUAUCUAAGAAAAUAUCAUACUCCAUGGUUGCUCAUAAGCCCUUUCCAUUUUUAAUCUUAAGGAUUUCAGAUUUUUUUUUUCAUUUUAUUUAGGGCCACUGAUUCUUUCUUUAAAUUAGAAAAGAGUGCUUUGGUUUUAAUUUUUUAUAUCAAAUACUGCCUCAUUAGGUUUUGGGGGGCUGUGUUUUCUUCUUUCCUAAAUGCUAGACUUUUCUUAGUCAAGAGAUCAGAAAUAAAAUCCUACAAAAUUCUUUUGUUCUUCUAAUUUGGGCUCUUAUCUUGAUGUGUUUUGUUCCGUGGCUCCCUUUUCUCCCUCCACUCCAAAACAUGGACACACAUUAGUCACUACAAACUUUUCAGACCCAUAAGCCCCUUCCAGCACCAGAGCCUGAACUUUGCAUUUCCCAGGUGCCAUAUUUCAGGCAUAAUUAUUAUUCCAAAUAAUAAUCUGCUGGCUGGCAACCAAUCCUCUUAUUUUUAUUUUCAUGCUUUUCCCUUUGAUAUAAGAGGCUUUGCAAGUUUAAGUUUCAGGCAAAGCACUUCCAUAUAUUUAAUGCUUUAUUGUAACCCUCCAGUAUGUUUCCAUGAUUUCUCUCUGUUGUCACAGUAUAUAGCUUCAAAUGUUUGGCUGUAGUUUCCAUCUUAUCAUUUUCUGACUAAGAGUCAUCUACCAUUUGCCUACCUGACAGAUCUAGAAAAUAUCUUUGUUUAUCCCGAGUAGUCCUUAGUAUUGAUCAGAUUUUUUUUCCAAGCCCCACUUUCAGUAAUUCCUUCCAGCCUCGGUAUUUUCCUACAUGAGCAAUCUGGUUCCACUUCACAAUUUCCAUUUUUUAUUCUGUUUGUAAGCGUCAUCAUGGACUCAGUGACAUAAAGGAAUUAGCAGCUGUACCUCCAGUUCCAUUGCUUCCCUUAGAUGUAAUAUCAGAUAUGGUCACAUUAUUCCUGAAGUACUAUUUUUUUACCUAGUAGGAUUUGUGUGGUUUAUAUGUAAAUCAUAAAAUGCAUUUUCCUUUCACUGCACCAAGUGGAGGCACUUUGUAGUGUUAUUUGCAGUAGCUGUUGCAGCAGAGUAAGCCCAUUGUUAGAGAAAAAAGCACAAAAAACUUGUCAGAAUUGUAGCUACAGUUUCUCUCUGCAGGAGAAAAUAAGGCCCUAGCACAGAUGGACAGUUUUAUAAAUGCCCUGCACAAAACACAUUGCACAUUAUUUUCUGGUAGGUAUAAUCAUACAUCGUCCAAUUAAAUACGAAAAAUACGUUUUUAAUGUUCUCAUUUUUACAUGCAAUUCUAUCCAGAAGAUAAUACAUUUCCUCUGUAUCUUGCCAGUUUCCCUUAUUACUCCAGCCUGUCUAAUAGCCCCAUCUGUUUUUGGCUGAGAAAGAUUAAUGACCAGCAGCACUGGGAGUCCUGGCAAAUCAGCAGAGAUAUCACUCUUAGGUAUUGCAAAAGACAUUCCUUCUUGCUCUGCCAGAUACUGUAUGGGUGUUCCUUACGUUUCAGGGCAGUGACAGGAAACCACUGCAAGGUCAGCAAGUGGGGUGAGCGUCAUUAUUUAUGAUUUUCAACAAAGUCUAAUACAUUAGACGGUGGGAGUGCAAACAAAAGAAUGUGCAAUUGUUAGCUCAAAAAAUAUUUCAGUUUUAGGAAAAGAAACGAGCUAAGUUUCUGCAACUCCAGCAAGUGAGACUGGAAAAAAUAAGACACUAGUAGACAAUGACAGCCAAUAAUGUAGUGUUUCCACUGUAGCAUUGAAAAUGCGGGAGCAUUGACAGCUAAACGAAGUCAUUUUUACAGUAGUAAUUCAUAAUGUGUGUUUAGCCACUAUAUUUCUAUCCAAACACUUGGGUGAACGGGGAUUGUGUGAAAAUUGUUACUUUGGUUCACAAUAUAAAAUUAAAUCUGGAAAAGCUUCUGGCCUUGCAGAGCAAAUCAUGGCUCAGGAAAUGCUUACAAGCUUGGAUUUAUAAAUGCCUUGCUUCUAUAGGAAUUUGUUUUCGUCAGUAGUUAUACAUGCCCAAAACAAGACACGAAAUCACUGAGAAUUUCAAAAGGAGCUACAUCUGUGUCAGUUGGCUGGAACAUUUUCCUGUUACAAUUACUUAGUAUCUGGGGUUUGUUUGAUCUGCAGAGUAGAACUGGUAUCAUCAUUUGAAAAAAAACAAUCUGGGAAUUAGAAAGCCAGCCAAGUAUUUAUUUGUGUGAUGGAUCAUAUGAAUGUAUUUGUCCAGACAUGUUAAUGGGUACUGCAAUAGAAAUGUUAGGUCAUUGAGGGGGUCAAGAUGCAAAAGAUCUGAAAUCCAGGCUUAGUAUCUUUUCAGUCAUUCUGUGCUAUGUUUUCCUCUCAUAGGAUGAGAACAGUUUCAUGUCUCCUGGCUAAUUACAGUUUCAGUAGGGUUAAAAUAUCCUAAACCUCUGCAGCGUGGAUUCAUGUGAAGUUGCUGUGGAGGUGACAAAGGCUUCGUUUGAGCUCCUUGUUCCAUUGCCAUGAGAUAUAAGACUUCACUCCAAAUGAUACAGUACUAACCCCUGGGGAUAAUGCUCCAAUCACUCUCACCAAAUAUAUUCAAGGAGAAUCCCCUCAAACAUGCAAGACCAAGUAAUUCAGGCCAAGCUAAGCCUAUUCCUCAGUUUUAUGGCACCAUAAUUCUCAGAUGAUGGAUGUGUGAGUUUUCAGCAUUAACCAUUAUAUCACAAGACUCCUGCUAAGGCUGCAAAAUCAGUCAUGUGAAAGUUAGAGGAUCUGAAAUUUCAAGUUGCUGGUGGAGCUGGUGAUUUGCUCACACAACUUCUUUUUGUCCCCUGGCACAUACGUAAUAGAACAUAACCUCUACAUAAUCAUUUGCUGAGGAUUUUUUAGAGGACUCUUCUUUCAUUUUGUGCACUGAGUGGAUGGUACUCGGGGAAGCAAGCAGAUGGGUGAUACUUCUUUUCACUUGUGCUCACACUGAGUU